AGCACUUGAAAAUAACAAGAUUUACUGUCUAGGAUAGACUUGGAAGAACUUAUGAAAAAAGAUGAGCCACCUCUUAAGUUUCCUCAAACACUUGAUGAAUUUGAAUAUGCAUUUAAUGAAAAGGGACAGUUAAGACAUAUAAAAACUGGGGAGCCAUAUGUAUUUAAUUACCAUGAGGACUUGCACAGAUGGAAUCAGAAACGUUAUGAAGCUCUUGGAGAGAUUAUCACACACUUUGUUUAUGAACUUUUAGAAAAAGAAUGUCAUUUGAAGAAGGUUCAUCUCCCGGUGGAUGCUACAGAAGAUGAACCAAAGAGCUUCAUCUUUAUGAGCGAAGAUGCCAUUACAAACCCUAGCAAAUUGAUGGUUCUGAUUCACGGUAGCGGGGUCGUUCGGGUUGGACAGUGGGCCAGACGAUUGAUAAUCAAUGAAGAUCUUGACAGUGGCACUCAGAUACCUUUCAUUAAAAGGGCUAUGAAUAAAAUGGAAGAGACAACACACAAUGUGUCGCUUUUGUCUUGAAGAUUGGCUGAAGUGGUCUGAAUCACCGAAUCAAAGCCAAAGGGGGGAAAAAGCAGUGCUUUAGAAUGUGCAGUGUGAGAUACUCUCGGUAGAAGGUAGUACUUCAUGCAGUUGUAAUCAAUGCACUUGACACUUUCAAAGGCAAGAGAAGCCACGACUUGCUUAGGGGUUAAACUUUUUAAAUGACUUCCCGAGGGAUUGCUGCUGUCAAUAAAAUGCAAUAAUUAGUGGAGGAUUCUAUAGUGUGUAUUGCAAAAAAAAGAAAGCUUUGGCAGAUUUUGCAGAGCUGGUACAACGUUCCUACACUUCUCUGAUUUAUUUUUUCCCUAUUUGUCAAAAGAGAAUUUGACACUUUACCAAAAUAUUUGCUGCCGAGUUGCCGUGCUUUUACAAUUCGUGGACUAUUUUUAGUUGGGACCUAGUCUUUUGGUGAUUUUGUCAUUUUGGUUUUUACUUUGCCUUUUGUGAUAUUAGUAUAGAAUAUAAAUGUUGUUAUUCUUGUGUUAAAAAUUUUUAAAAGUUUCAAAUUUUUAACUUAUUAAACCAACAAUUUGUUUUUCCUUAGUUUAUUCUUGACUUUGAAAAUUUGACAUUGAUGUUCCAAUCCUGUGGCUUUUUUAAAUAAAAGCUUUCUCAAUUGAUUUUU
Messenger RNA from Rhincodon typus (whale shark), 1168 nucleotides. RefSeq names its product family with sequence similarity 172 member A (gene arb2a). Gene Ontology annotation, molecular function: siRNA binding. The transcript has 6 exons. The record is from RefSeq and is a predicted model, not a curated record. Lineage: Eukaryota; Metazoa; Chordata; Chondrichthyes; Orectolobiformes; Rhincodontidae. The coding region runs from base 52 to 522 and encodes 156 amino acids. Gene Ontology annotation, biological process: regulatory ncRNA-mediated heterochromatin formation. Gene Ontology annotation, cellular component: nucleus.